AUAUUUGGAUUUUUAACAAUAUUUUCAUUUAUUGCACCAUGCAUAAAAGUGCAUCAUAUGUCUCUAAAUGAUAAAUUUCGUGACAGAGACAAUAAUUUUUUCCUUUCUACACUUCAAAGAAAGGAUCCAGUACCAAAUUAUGACAUCGGACAACUGAUUUUACAACAGUGUGAUUUUGUUGAAAUUGGUGAAGGAUUUUGUGCUUUAUUCGUAGAACUGAAAAGUAACCCUCGCAAAACUGCAGAAACUCAAAUUGCUGAAUUCUUUCUUGGGAUUUGUCAUUGUGCUUCAUUUUGCUGCGGGAAAUUAUGUUCACCGGAAUUGCUCGAUAUGAGAAAAGCCGGCUGUAUUUUCAUAGAAGCCACUGCCACUGCCAAUACGAGUUCAAGCGUUUACAGAAAAUUUUGUGAUACAGCAUUUCUCAGUUCAGUUUCUCCCAUUUGCUCCAUCCCAUUGGCUGGCCAACAACUUUACAGAACGGAAGGCUCUAGUUUUUCCACAUGCUUUUUAGAUCCCUUACCUACAUCAAUCUGCUCAACUAGAGGAUAUUGUGGAGUCCCUGAAUGCGCCGUAAAUACGAUAAAAGGAAUACAUUUGACAACAUUUGAUCCUAAUAUUCGUCAAAAGAAACCGUUUUGUAAAGAUGUUGGUCCCUGGACAUCCGUUCCACCAAUAAUAACAUCUUUUUGGUCGAAAUGCUCAAUUCCGAAAAGCCAUGCAACUGAUGUUAGAGGAUUACUCGUUUCGACGUCAUUUUGCUACAACCAAGUAACUCGAAGGAAAGCUAUCUAUUUCAUAGAAACAGGGUCUUUCUGUUAUCCUUAUUCACCUGAAGUGUACCAGUACAAGGUGAAGAUUGACAAUGGUAUCAUAAAGUCCAGACGAUUUACAGAACUUUGUAAGUCUUCUGAAUCUUGUCCUGUCAUUAUUGAAGAUCGAAAUUUUCUUUCUGAAAGUCAGUUUGAAGAGAGUAAACAUUAUGGGAUUAAUGAAAUUUUCCACAAUUAUCCAGAACCAAUUAGUCUAUCUCACCGUCGACUUUUACAAAAUCUUGACUAUGACACCAACGAUUAUGAAAUAAUGAGUAGUAAUGAUGAUGACAAUGAAUUCGAAGGAAAUGAAAUUAAUGAGCAAAUGGGUGCCAUUGGUGAGGACGUAGCUGACAAUAAUUACAUUGAAUAUGACCCUGAGAUGAAAUAUUCGGAUAAUGAACUUGUAGAUGAUGAUGACGAAGAAGAAGAGGAUGACGAGGACGAAGAAGAUGACAUGAUGGCCUUCAGAAAGACAAGGGGACGAAGAAAUCACAUAAACCGCGAUCGAGUACUCAGGUCUGACGAUGAAGCUUCUUUCACACGACAAUCUAGGUACCUCGGUUUCCCAUUUUCGAGGAAAAAGCUUCCUAAAGAAAAAUUUCAGUGUGAAGAUCCAUCAGUUACAGAACUACCUAUCUAUAGAGACUAUGAUCCAGCAAACUCCAGUAGAGUUCCAAUAAAAACUCAGAUAUCGUUCCUGGUUUUUUUCGCCUCCAUGACAAUGUCUGCACUUGGAUCAUUCUUUCAAGAAGAAAUUGUAACUUAAAUUAAAUAUUGUCUUAAACAUAUUAUGUGUCCAAGCGACCGAAACUUUUUCUAAGACGCUCUUACAGUCUUGCAUUUAAUAUUAUCAU
This is a messenger RNA of Belonocnema kinseyi, 1666 nucleotides long. RefSeq lists its product as uncharacterized. Bases 58 to 1578 code for a protein of 506 amino acids. Lineage: Eukaryota; Metazoa; Arthropoda; Insecta; Hymenoptera; Cynipidae. The transcript has 9 exons. The record is from RefSeq and is a predicted model, not a curated record.